AUGCCUUCACUCCCCCCAUUCGCGCCGCCUCUGGCUGAUGCCACACCGAUACGUCUUACUUCUAUACGACAUCCAGCAUACCCUGAUACUGAGCUGCCAUUGCUACGGCUGGCUGCAAUAGACGGCGAAAGCCAUGGUCUCGACCAUCAAUUUGCCCUCACCGUCUGUGGCAUUCUGACAGGCAACAGUUGGACGACUGGCUACUUGGCCACAAAAAAUGCGGAUGGAACCUUUUUGAGGAUUGAACGGCAAGCGAAUGACAUAUUGCUAGACAGCACAUAUUACUAUCUGCUGUCUACGCACGACAGCAGUUACAAAUACCCCGUUACUCUGUCUUUUCAACACUACCGUUUUCCCCAUGGUGAUCUGCCAAGCUUCUGGGACAAUGUUCAGAUACCUAAUCUUACUGCCCCAAUACGCGUCAAUGGAAAGGUGGCGGCUUUGGUGAGGGAUGGCACAUGCCGUGUAACGGCUUGGGCAACCGCGCUUGAGGUUGCACACCUUGUGCCGUACUCUGAGGAGAAAUGGUUUCUCUCCAACGGCAUGAACAGGUUUGCCACCCGAGUUAGAAUUGUUUUGCCUGGUCUAACACAAGCAAGAUACUGCACUACAUCGUCUAGUUCUAAGCCAACAGAGGACCGGAAAAACCUUAUAACCUUGACAAGGGAUCAGCAUUAUCAUUUCGAUCACCGCCACUACACGAUUGUACCAUCCCAGGAUGAAGAUAGCACAAGCCUCGAGCUUCGCGUUCUUGACCCAGGUAGCGAUGAGCAGCUCAUCCCUAACUACCAUACACGAACAUUACAACCUAUAACCGAUAUAUCUGUUGAGUUUCUUCACGCGCGUCUGGCUUGGUCAAUAUUUUGCGACUCUAUAUUCCCAUUCUUCAAGGGAUCAGCUGAAUACGAAGCCUUAGUCUUUAUUGCGGACAAAGGCGGAUGCGAAACUGUCAAACUUCGAUCCUUGGAGGUGCCUGCACGAAGUCGGAGUGUCAGCCCGAGAAAACGGAAAGUCCGCGAUGUUGAUGCUGACGCUUGGUCCUCGGCUGGCGAAAGUUGGAGCUCGCAAGAAGAUUCUUUAUCGAGCGACGAUAGUUUACAUAACGGAACUUAG
This is a messenger RNA of Cordyceps militaris CM01, 1113 nucleotides long. RefSeq lists its product as uncharacterized. The transcript has 2 exons. Bases 1 to 1113 code for a protein of 370 amino acids. The record is from RefSeq and is a predicted model, not a curated record. Lineage: Eukaryota; Fungi; Ascomycota; Sordariomycetes; Hypocreales; Cordycipitaceae.